GCUCCCAAAAAAGUCAUUCAGGCUUUAUACGAUUAUAACCCCCAAGGCCCUGGCGAACUAAAAUUCUCAAAGGAUGAUUUCUUCUAUGUCAUUAGCAACGAAAAUGACAAAAAUUGGUACGAAGCUUUUAACCCAAUCACUAAUGUUAAAGGCAAAGUUCCAAUCAAAAAAACAACUGCUCCUACCUUAUACGGCACAGUUUUAUACAAUUUUAAAGGUGAAAAAGAAGAUGAACUAGAUGUCGAGGAAGGUGAAUAUCUUGUACUAUGUGCUCAUCAUGAAUUCGAAUGGUUUAUAGCAAAACCAAUCGAUCGUUUAGGUGGCCCGGGUUUAGUCCCAGUCUCUUAUAUCAAAAUUAUGAACAUGGUCCCUGGUAAAGAAUCAUCUCCAGAUGUUAAACAAGAAAUCUUGGUAAAUAACUUGCCAACUGUCCAAGAAUGGAAAAUCUUAAACGCCCAAUAUCAAGCUUCUUCCAUUCAACUAAACCAAGAAAUAUUCGAACAACAAUCUUACUACCAAAAUCAAUUUGGAAACCAAUUCCAGAAUCCCUACUCAAAUCAAUACCCAAACAAUGUUUACCAAAAUUCAGCAGUAUCAAUUGAAAGACUUUACCUAAUGAACGAUGAAUAUUGGUAUAAUAUAAUAUGCAAACUAUCAAAUAACAUUGUUAGAUCUCUAUGGAGAUGCUACAAAGAUUUCUUUAAUUUCCAAAAGCUACUACUACAAGCAUUUCCAACUGAAGCAGGUGAAUUUGAUACAAAAAACCGAAGCUUACCAUUCAUACCUGGCCCAGUGGUGUUUGUUUCCGAAAAUUUGGCCAGCCAAAGAUUAUACGUUUUAGAAAAAUACUUGAAUGAACUAAUCAAAUUGCCCGAUCACAUAUCAAAAUCGCACUUGGUUUUAAGUUUAUUUGAAAUAACUCAAGAAAAUGACAAAGAAUAUACAACUGAACAAUUUAUACAAUUAUAUUCAUCAAACUCAACUUCAAAUCGAUCCUCAGAUUCGAAAAAAUCAAUUUCAACCAGUGCAACAAGUCAAAAUAAUGAUAAUGAAAAUAAUCCUCAUAAUAAUAACAAUAAUGAGAAUGACAUAAUUGGAUCCUCAGUUAAACAAACAAAAAUUAAAUGUUAUUUUGAAGAUGAUAUUUUUGCAUUAUUAAUUCCACUCAAUAUAAGCUUCUUAGAUUUGAAAAUAAAAAUCUCGAAAAGAGUUGAUUACGAUGUUGAA
Molecule: messenger RNA, 1227 nt
Organism: Ascoidea rubescens DSM 1968
Lineage: Eukaryota; Fungi; Ascomycota; Saccharomycetes; Ascoideales; Ascoideaceae
Gene: BEM1
Product: phosphatidylinositol-3-phosphate-binding protein BEM1
Exons: 4
Biological process (GO): conjugation with cellular fusion
Cellular component (GO): mating projection tip
Molecular function (GO): protein binding; phosphatidylinositol binding
Source: RefSeq, a predicted model, not a curated record